Molecule: messenger RNA, 1260 nt
Organism: Ichthyophthirius multifiliis
Lineage: Eukaryota; Ciliophora; Oligohymenophorea; Hymenostomatida
Exons: 1
Source: RefSeq, a predicted model, not a curated record
CCUAACCAAAAAGUAUAAAUAACCCACAGUUCCCAAAAACAAUAAAAUAAGUAAAAUAGGAACAGCAAUCGCCCAUUUAGCCACAUAUUUACUCCCAGUGAUAAUCCCACACUAUUCAUCAAAAUCACUAACAAUUUAAUUUUCUAAAAUACUUUUAAACUUCUCAUAAUCACAAACAGUAUUCUAUUCUCCACAAAUAUUCUAAUAAAUUCCAUUAUACAUGAUCAUUACAAAAUAUUUAUGUGUAUUGGUAUCAUGUCUUAAUUCAAAAAUAAUAUUUGAAGCAAAUUUUGGAAAAUCAGUAUCACAGUUAUUUUAUUUUACUCCUUUUUCCUUAUAUAAAAUCAGACAUUCCCAAUUAGUAAAAUUAAGCCCUUAUUAGACCAUUUAUAAUGUAGAAUCAUGUGCACUUAGCAUAUACCAUUUUUUCCCGGAAAUUUUAUUAAUAUUAUUCUCGAAAUAAGCAAUUAAUUCUUAAAAAAAAGGAGUUACAGUAACACUUCUUUAUUAUUUAGUUUUAAAGAGCAACAAAUGGCUAACUGUAUUCAUUAAUAACUCCAAAUCUUAAUAAAACUAAGGGUUAUAAGCUGUAGUAUUUCUUCCAUUAAAUACAUCCGCAAUAAUAGUGUCCAUAACCUAAGCAGCAUAUUCAAUAUUAUUAGCAAAUUCUUUAGGUAUAUUAAAUUAUUUAUCAUUAGAUAAUUAUUCUAAUGUACUUUUGUAUAACUCAGUUACUUUCAACCAAUCGCUAUCGUUUCUAUUUGCAUUAAUCCAAUAUUUAGUAUUAGGACAUCCUUUAUCGAAUCCUCUUAAUUACUUGUUUUUAAAAUUAUCUAUUGUGUGUAUAGGAAAGACUUACUAACCUUAAGAUAAUGAAAAUUCUUCUUAAAUUUAAACCUAUUUAGGGAAAAAUGGAGGAUCCAAAAUAGACAAAUCAUUCAAAUUUUAAGGUAUUUUUGUUCCAUAAUUUAAAGGAUAUAAUCCAGAUAAUUAUGAAUUUACAGAAAUUAAAGUCCUAUUUACAUCAGUGGAAAAAAUAUACAUUAAAUUACCAUCAAAACGAUCUGGUAAAAAUUAUAAAUCUUCUAUAUAUUUCUUCCUUAAUGCUUAUCCUAGUUAAUAAUGCUAUCGCAUACCUUAGGAAGAUAAUUCAUCGUGUUAUUAAAUUUUUGAAUCGAAAUUAUCAAAUAUAGGAUAACGGGCGCCAUGACGAAAAACUUCAACUACUAGAUUUAAUUAAGAGGGAGGAGGUUAUUAGUU